Molecule: messenger RNA, 4067 nt
Organism: Ornithorhynchus anatinus (platypus)
Lineage: Eukaryota; Metazoa; Chordata; Mammalia; Monotremata; Ornithorhynchidae
Gene: ST6GAL2
Product: ST6 beta-galactoside alpha-2,6-sialyltransferase 2
Exons: 6
Coding region: 329-1897 (522 amino acids)
Molecular function (GO): sialyltransferase activity
Source: RefSeq, a predicted model, not a curated record
CGCCCCCCUCCCAGAACAAUAAAUCCAGGGAGGGCGUGCCUGCCGCUCCUUUCCCGGUCCCUCCCCUCCCUUCCCCGCCCCUUUCCCUGGCAGCUGAGCUCGCCGUGGGCCACCGGAGCCGGACCGGGAUCGUCAGGCGUGGCACCCCCGGGGUGCGCCUUGGCCAUGCGUGCCCCCUGGCACCCACAGGAGCGCCUCGCUGCCCCCCCUGCAGAGGCCAAGACGGCGGCAUUAGAGGCAGCCCUCCUGCGCAUCUCCUCCUAGGUGGUGCCCUGCUGUGCCCAACGCACCCCAAAACCGCUGCCGAGGAGCCUCCCCUGGCCCUGCCAUGAAACCAAACCUGAAGCAGUGGAAACAGCUGAUGCUUUUCGGGAUAUUUGCCUGGGGACUCCUGUUUUUGGCCAUCUUCAUCUACUUUGCCGACAGCAACCCCACCGCGCCGGUCCCCAGCACCUUCUACGUGGAGCCCCGCAGGCUCCUGCCCGUGCAGGGGAAGCAGCGGGCCAUCAUGGGUGCCGUGCCGGAGCCGGCCUUCCCCGAGGGUGAGGCGCGAAGCGAGACGCGAUGUGAGUCGCUCCUUUGCGCCGACCUCCCCGACUCCCUCUGGCCCGAGCCAGAAGACGCCGGGGAUAUCGAAGAAGAGUUUUUCUCCCCUCAGGUUCAGAGAGGGCGGGAGUCCCCAAGGGCGCACGAUCCCGCCCUCGGUGACUCCUCGUUCACCGCCGACCGGCCUGGGCCUCGUGGUCUGGCCAGGCGUGGGGCGAGCCUGGUUUCUGCCGGGGAGCAGGGCCUUUUCCGGUCCGGCCGAGUUCCCCGGAAGAGAAUAAAGAAGAGACGUUCGAAGCGCGGGAGGAGCCGGCCGCCGGAGGAGGCAGACGAGUGGGAAAGGCUGUAUAGCAGCGCCAUGUCACGUUCCUUCCUUUACCGGCUCUGGAAGGGUAAUGUGUCGUCGAGGAUGCUGAAUCCCCGCCUGCAGAAAGCCAUGAAGGACUACCUGAGCAUCAAUAAGCACGGCGUGCGCUUCCAGGGCCCGAGGAACGGCAGGCUGACCGGCGAACAGCUGCUGUGCCAGCUCAGGGACCGCGUGCAUGUGAGGACGUUGGAUGGGAAGGAGGCCCCCUUCUCGGCCCUCGGGUGGGACAAGCACGUCCCGCGGACUCCCCUGGCCAAGCUCUAUCCCCGCGGCUUCGGGAGCUGUGCCGUGGUCAUGUCUGCGGGGGCCAUCCUCAACUCGUCCUUAGGCGCGGAGAUAGAUGCUCAUGAUGCAGUUUUACGAUUUAACUCUGCUCCUACACGCGGUUAUGAAAAAGAUGUUGGGAAUAAAACAUCCCUGCGCAUCAUUAACUCUCAGAUCCUGACCAAUCCAAGUCACCAUUUCAUUGACAAUUCCUUAUAUAAAGAUGUCAUUUUAAUCGCCUGGGACCCUGCUCCUUAUUCUGCCAAUCUUAAUGUGUGGUACAAGAAGCCAGACUACAACCUGUUCACUCCUUACGUGCAACAUAGGAGGAGGUACCCAAGUCAGCCAUUCUACAUCCUUCACCCCAAAUUUAUCUGGCAGCUGUGGGACAUCAUCCAGGAGAAUACGAGAGAGAAGAUCCAGCCCAACCCACCAUCCUCCGGCUUCAUCGGAAUACUCAUCAUGAUGUCCAUGUGCAGAGAGGUGCACGUGUACGAGUACAUCCCGUCGGUCCGCCAGACCGAUCUCUGUCACUACCACGAACUCUACUAUGACGCAGCCUGCACCUUGGGCGCCUACCACCCCCUGCUAUACGAGAAGCUGCUCGUCCAGAGGAUGAACAGGGGUGAGAGGGACGACCUGUACCGCAAAGGGAAAGUGAUUCUUCCCGGAUUCCGGGCCUUGCGCUGUCCUGCCCCCGACCAUCUCCCCCACUCGUAGAGGUGGUGGUUUUUCAGAAACGAUGUGCAAUAAGGUACUACUGCUGUACUCUAAACCACAAAGGAAUACUUGAAGUUGUAGUGUAGACCAACCUAGUCUUGAGUCUUUAAACUGUAAUUUAGUCGCAGGCAUGAGAAUUCUGCCUUCCUUCCUAAGCCAUGGAGUAUUACUGCUUUGCAAAUAGGAAGGAGGGGGGAAAAAAAAGCUUAACUUCAGAAAGGUGCAAAAAAGCCUAGCUAGACAGAAAAAUACUGUUAUCCCGUGGAUGGGAAAUGUCAGAAAAUGAUCGUGUUUCCCUCUGCCACACGUGCCAAGUUGCCAGCUUAAGUUCAGUUGCAGUCUUUAAUAGGUAGACCCAAUAUUAUGAGUUAUACGCAGUACUCUCUCUAUUUGAAAAUGAAGGCCUUUUCAGAAUUGCUACAGGGUCUUGCACACCGGUGUGUUGAUGGACACACACCCCCCCACACACACACAUCUGCCCCUUAUCCCCACUACCCACCCCGCCAACACACACACACCCCCCUGCUCCCCACAGAAAAACUCAAACGUCCUGGAAUAUGAUGGUUUUAGCCACUCUCACUGGGAGAUUAAGUAAUUUUCAUUUUAACACUGCUCUCCCUUUUUCCUUUCAUGUUUCAUGCUCCUUAAGAGUCAAGUUAAAACCCUUAAAGCAGGCAGGCCAUUACAGAGACCUGAAAGAAGGUGGUGGACAGCCUGCAGCGGGGGAUCCUCGAUGGCUUUCCAGAUGGCCCUUGGUGGACACACCCUGAUUUCCUGCAGGAUUUUGAUCCCAUACUAGUGAAGCACCAUUAUGAAAUGAGAGGAUCCACAUCUUGAGUAAAGUUCUAGCCUUAAAGGGCCCUGGUGUGUCAUGUUUGGAGAUGAUAGGAUGGGGCUGGUCAGCACCACCACCGCAACCCAACCAGAGUCUCACAAUUGCUCAGGCACCAUUGUUUCCUCACUGCCGCAGCAGGUUGGUUCUGGGCUCACCCCUAGGGAUCACUUCUAUCCAGGUGACUGGAAUUUCUGGUGCCAUCCUCCUCCUUGAGGUUCCUCUGGUACUGGUAAAAUCACUGUUUCUCCCCAAGCUGCAUAGAUUGGACCCUCCACCUUGUUUCCACCAAGACCUGAGACCUUCCUACUAGGGAUGAAAAAAGCCCAAAUCAGAUUUUUUUUCAGAGUGAUUCUCUCUCUAACUUCUCAUAAGCUCCAUCCUGCUUGCUUCACUGUUUGGGUCCCAGCCCCUUUUCUUCCCUAUCCCCCAUGGGGAGCGAUGUUCCAAAUGGGGAGGUAGAUGAAUUCCCAACUCAUCCUGGGAACUGAGCGAACCUUUCUGAGAAGGAGAAUGCCAUCACCAAGGGACUGUCCUUGUUGCCUUGAAACAUGUCCUGCUCCAGCCAGGGCUAGGCCAGGAAACAUCUUAACCCUGCAAGAUUCUCCAUAGUUUCAUUUCUGUUCCUGGACAGACCUCGGGUCUGGGAACUGAAACUCUUUCAUUCCUCCACCGGGCAAACCUGUGAGACUCAAAUCUCAGGCCUCACGCUCAUCUUCAAGAUCUGCCAACGUCUCAUAAAGCAGUAAUGAUGAUUUUUCAACCAGAGGUGAAGCAAUAUCCUUCCCAGUGAGGGACAUCAUUGGAUCGAGUGGAAGCCAGAAGGGAUGUUUCCAUAUUGACCUGCAAGUUACGUGUCAGACAUCAUUUCAUCAUUUCCACUUAGAAAAAUAAAAGUGGGAGAAAACAUUUUAACACCUUAUUGAGACACUUCCCUUUUGCUUGGACCAAGCACUCCCUGCUCCUGACACCCCAUUUUGCACCUGGUUUAAACAUAGCCCAAAAAGACUGCAGAAAGCCCUCCUGGGGUUGAAAGUGGCAGCACAGAACUAGUAAAUCUAUUCUCGGUGUUAAGGUGUGAUCUAGCUGCCAGAGAGCUAGUUGAACACAUCAUUUGAACUCUCAAUCUUCAUCUCUCUUCAGGAGAGUUUAUGGGAUAAAUUCAGUAGAAAUGGGGGAUUUCCAAAAAUGUAAAGAAGCAUUCUCUGACUUUGUAAACUUUAUAGCUGUAAACUGGCUCUUGGGCAAGCAACCCCUGUCCUUUGAUUUAUAGAUAUAACAAUGCAUACACUCAUGGACACAAGUGCACUCUCCACAGCAGCUUAGGGAAUUUUUAUU